Molecule: messenger RNA, 258 nt
Organism: Fasciola hepatica (liver fluke)
Lineage: Eukaryota; Metazoa; Platyhelminthes; Trematoda; Plagiorchiida; Fasciolidae
Source: the annotation of a GenBank genome assembly
AUGAGCACCUGUUUUAUUGGUUUGACAGAAUGUAAGACAGAUUCAAAAGUGGAAACUUUAAAAGAAGGCGCCGUGCAUCAAAUUAUGUCUCAGCUGGCCAAAUCCCAGGUCGCCCGCACUGUUGCAAAACAAACAAUAACCGCAGCAGUGUAUUUUGCCAGACUGAGAGAACGCAGAAAAUAUUCGUUCAUCAGAGACAUUUCCUUCGUCCAUCUGUGGAUCCUGUUUUAUUGUUUCUGCCAGUCAGAAGAUUUUUAG